AUCCAACUACAAAGAGCAUGUGAGACAGCAAGAAUCGGGAGAGACGAAAUAUGAACUUCAGAUCCCAUCCAAAGACUCCAGUUCUUCAACAUUAUCUGAAGCUCAUUGUUCUGACACACUUCCCAAUGAUGUACAGAUGGAAAUUUAUUGCUCAGACUGUGGAAAAGAUUUUGGUCAUCAAAAUGCACUCAAAACUCACCAGUGCAGUCACACCAAACAAAAGCCACAUCAGUGCUCAUAUUGUGGGAGGAGUUUUAAUCGUCACUGUACCCUCCAACAACACCAGCACAUUCACACAGGAGAGAAGCCAUAUCACUGUGCACAGUGUGGAAAGGGUUUUAAUCGAAAGGAUUGUCUCAAACAACACAGGCGGAUUCACAAAGAAGAGAAGCCAUAUCAUUGUUUACAAUGUGGAAAUAGUUUUAAUCGAUUGAGUCAUCUACAAAGACACCAGCAAAUUCACACAGGAGAGAGGCCGUAUUACUGUUUACAGUGUGGAAAGAGUUUUUCUGACCAGGGCAAUCUCCGAAAACAUCAGCAUGUUCACACUGGAGAGAAGCCAUAUUGCUGCUCACAGUGUGGGAAAAGUUUUAAUCGACAGUAUGAUCUCCGGAGACACCAGCGCAUUCACACAGGAGAGAAACCGUAUCACUGCUCACAGUGUGGGAAAAGAUUUCCUCAUCAGAGUAAUUUCCGAAAACACCAGCGUGUUCACACAGGAGUAAAGCCAUAUUUUUGCUCCCAUUGUGGAAAGGCUUUUAACCGUCAAGAUCAUCUCCAAAGACACCAGCGCAUUCACACUGGAGAGAAGCCAUAUUUUUGCUCCCAUUGUGGAAAGAUGUUUACUUAUUCAUAUGUGUUAAAGUCCCACAAGUGCACUAAUUCUAAAACACUGAAUGAUUUAAAGAUGUUGAGUUAAUAUGGUUAUUAUUACUGUUUUGGCUGACAAUUAUCUGGAUUUUAAAUCGUAUUUUAAAGUUUAUUCACAUUGACUUUCUGUGGAAGAGAAAGUAUAUACUCUA
This is a messenger RNA of Clarias gariepinus (North African catfish), 1022 nucleotides long. Its product is annotated as zinc finger protein 239-like. NCBI's taxonomy places the organism in Eukaryota, Metazoa, Chordata, Actinopteri, Siluriformes, Clariidae. Gene Ontology annotation, biological process: regulation of transcription by RNA polymerase II. The record is from RefSeq and is a predicted model, not a curated record. The transcript has a single exon. Bases 137 to 919 code for a protein of 260 amino acids. Gene Ontology annotation, molecular function: RNA polymerase II cis-regulatory region sequence-specific DNA binding; DNA-binding transcription factor activity.